Messenger RNA from Trypanosoma conorhini, 1269 nucleotides. RefSeq lists its product as uncharacterized. Bases 1 to 1269 code for a protein of 422 amino acids. Lineage: Eukaryota; Euglenozoa; Kinetoplastea; Trypanosomatida; Trypanosomatidae. The transcript has a single exon. The record is from RefSeq and is a predicted model, not a curated record.
AUGCCUCCGCCGAGCAACUGCAGUGCACUUCCGUACUCUUCAUCAACGAGGUUGAACUGCAUCAUGUGCAUGGCGGCGGCAGUGUGUGCGGUGUUGGCUGGUAUUCUCCUCCUCGUCCAAUAUUUUGGCUUUUUUUAUUCGAGUGCGCUUCGCAGUGUAUUUAAUGACGUGUUUGUCGUGGUCGUCGUGGUGCAGGUGCUGCAGGCGGUGCAGCUUUUCAUCUUUGCUCUCAUGACAGUCUUGCGGGGGGAACGCGUCGUAGACGCGGGUGGCUGUUCACCCUCUGGCAUGACAUAUGCAAUGUGCAACGUCAAUGCCUCAAUUCAUCAGUGCCUGGACGCGAUGGGGCAAGUGCUGCAGACGGUAUUUUUUGUUGUGCUGGCCAACAGUCGUCGCCUCUCCUCGCUGGAGCAAGUUGGCAACAGCGACGACGGACGAAUCUUUCGUACAUCUGAGGGCGGGUCCCAGGGAGCUGCCCACUUUUUAUGGGAACAUGGGCUUAGCAGCAGCGGAGUGAGCUCCACGUCGGGCAUAACGCAGCCCUCCCACGGUCGAAGUGAUGAUCGUCGCAAACGGCGAUGUAUGUGCUCCAGGCAGAGCGAAGCGGCGGGACGGGGAUUUCCCUUUUUCUUUUGUUCUUGCUACAGGCGUUUUUUCUCCUGUUGUGGAGGGCCCCCUCCCUCCACCAAUAGAACAACGAGAAAUAGUCGUAGCAGUGGUGGUAGUGAUGGCAGUCCCGCCCAUGAUACUGUCGCCGCUGCCGCUGCCGCUACCGCUACCGCGGCUGCUGCCGCCGCUACUUCUGCUUCUGAUUCUGUUGCUGCUGGCACAUCGGUUUCCGUCUCCGUGCUUCAGUGGCCGUUGGUGUCAAACAGUGACGAUGUUGAUGUAACGACGGCAGAGCAUCCUAUGCGCCACGCUCUGCUGCGUCUCACAUGGAAGUUUUAUCUGGUUGCCUUCUUGUACGCUUCCGUUUCUCUGCUCUUGUGUUGGAUAUUGCUGCUCUAUGUGCCAGACAUUGUGGUGGUGCCACGUCAUAAUGGUGCACAUCUGGAAACGCCUCGAACACUGGAUAAUACGCUUUUCUUUUCACAGAAGUUUGCAUGGUGCUGGAUCCCCGCCACUGCUGACCUCUCUCCUCAGGCGGGACUCUGGCAAAAAUCGGUCCUCGUGCUGCUGCAGGUGGCUGCAGCAUAUGCCUGGCCGGUGAUUUUUUUUUUAGUGCGGUGUAUGCGUACACCACGUUGCGGCGUUCUUCCCCUUCCUUGA